This is a messenger RNA of Mugil cephalus (flathead mullet), 3825 nucleotides long. RefSeq names its product DENN domain containing 1C (gene dennd1c). Gene Ontology annotation, biological process: endocytic recycling; endocytosis. Bases 162 to 2951 code for a protein of 929 amino acids. Lineage: Eukaryota; Metazoa; Chordata; Actinopteri; Mugiliformes; Mugilidae. Gene Ontology annotation, molecular function: phosphatidylinositol phosphate binding; guanyl-nucleotide exchange factor activity. The transcript is spliced from 23 exons. Gene Ontology annotation, cellular component: cytosol; intracellular membrane-bounded organelle. The record is from RefSeq and is a predicted model, not a curated record.
UCUGUCACUGCAGCGUUGAUUGCGCAGCCGGCUGCUUCUGUCGCUGUCUGCUGUCUUUUUUAACCACGGCCACAUCAGACGUAUGACUACCAUCUAACGUAAACGCCAAAAGUCUCUCUCUUCUCGGACAAAACACAUGGACACAGUUGCAUUCAGACAGCAUGGGCUCCAGAUUAAAACAAAACCCUGAGCGAACCUUCUACUGGUUCUUUGAAGCAGCUUGCCCCGUAGCCAGAGACAAAGAUCCUGGAUUGCUGUUUACGUUUCCAGAGGACUUUAGUGAUGAGGAGUCCUGUCAAACAUUGCCCAGGUUCUGCUUCCCAUAUGACAUUCAGAGAGUGAGGGAUGGCGUCGCUGUGCAGCACUUUACAUUUGUUCUGACUGACCUUGAGGGAUGCCAGCGAUUCGGCUUCUGUCGUCUCACCAACAGCACACACACCUGCCUUUGCAUACUCAGCUAUCUACCAUGGUUUGAAGUGUUUUACAAACUUCUCAACAAUUUGGCUGAUUACCUCUCAAAAGGACAGACCAAUGAGAUGAAAGCACUCCUGGCUGCGCUCUACAAACAGCCCAUACCACUGACAGCGGGAUCAGUCACUCUGCAGAUGGGUGAGCAGCUGCUGGUCAGCACAAAGGUGUCGCAUCCUGUUGCACACCCAGAGGGGCAAGAUGGGGUUCCAUACUUUAUUGCUCCAGACCCCAGGAGCCUUCCUUCCAUCCCUGAAAAUAGGAACUUGACUGAGCUGAUUGUAGCAGUGGAUGUGGGGAACUUGCUUCAGCUCUAUGCCAGCAUGCUGUUUGAGAGACGCAUCCUCAUCUUUGCGAGCAAACUCAGCACUCUGACAUCUUGCGUGCAUGCACUAUGUGCUGUGUUAUACCCCAUGUACUGGCAACAUAUCUUUAUUCCUGUCCUACCACCCCACCUACUGGAUUACUGCUGUGCACCUAUGCCUUACCUGAUAGGGGUCCACACAAGUUUAUCUGAGAAGGUGAGAAGUCGUGGACUAGAGGAAGUUGUCAUUCUGAAUGUGGAUACAAACACGCUGGAAACCCCUUUCGAUGACCUUAAAAGGAUACCUUCAGAUGUGAUGUCCGGGUUAAAGGUGUGUUUGAAGCGUCAGGCAGUGUCACCUGGAUGUGGUGUCUCUCGGGCCUUCCUGAAAGCUCAAGCUCUGCUGUUUGGAGGCUACAGGGAUGCAUUGCAGGGGCAGAAGGAGGGUGAAAUAUCUUUCUGUGAGGAGCUGUUUUUAGAUCACAAGUCCCCCAGCAUGAAGCACUUCCUGCAGAGCGCCAUUCAUUUACAGUUCUUCAAACAGUUCAUUGACUGUCGACUGGACAUUUUGAACAAAGGGAAGGAACCAGAUGAUCUCUUUGAAGAGGAGAUAAUAAAGUGUGAAACAGCAGCAGGAAGAAGCAAAUCUUAUCAACAAUUAGUUGGCAACCUAAAGAAAGGAGGCGGAGCUCUUAUCCUCAACAUGAAGACCAAAGCAAACAUGAGGGCCAAAGGUCUCACCAGGUCAGGUUUGAAAAACCUACUGAUGCACAAGGUGCACAAUGAAGAAAAUAAUCUUCAGAGAGGUGGAUCGAUGUCACACCGGCGUGCGCAAUCUGACUGCUUGCAGAGCCGCCUGCCAAUCACUCAGCACUUUGGGAAGUCACGUCCCCGACGCCCUGUUCACAAACAGAAGGCUUCCAAAGAUAUGGACGACAUGAAGGAUGAUGGAGAUGAAUGGGAUGGGGCUGUGUCUGGCCCUGUAGCUGAGCCUGAAUCUGAGCUCCAGAAGGAUGAAGAAGAGGGGGAAGAUUCACUCCUCUGUGACGAAGAGAUGGAUCUUCUUGGGGAGAUCUUUGAUACACUCAGUUCCCGGAGCUCCCAUGAACGUGGGCUGCUGUAUGGCACUCGCAGCCUAGAUCUGUUUGGCCCAGACAGCCAUGACUACAUAACGAAGAAUCAUCCAGCCAGAGAGACAGAGAGCCUGUCCCUGUCCAUCAGCGGCAGUGGCAGUCUACACAGCUGGAAUCUGGAAACAACAGAGGAGCUGUCAGACCUGACGGAGGACUCUGAUUGGCUGUCCUUGGACACCAGCUUACCAGAGGAGGAUGGGACAGAGUGUCAGCUGACAACAUGUGAAAUGGGAGAGCAAGAAAGUGGCCAGAUGGAAGGCAGAGCGAAACAGGAACAAGUGCAUGUAGCAUUAAAUGGAAACCAAGAAGAAGGUGACAGAAAUAAAUUUCAGGAAGUGAAGUUAGCAGCAGAGAGGAAGACAAAUGAUCAAGAAAAGAGAGUGAGUUUUGGGGAGAAUCCUGUGAAUGAAGUUGAGAAGCAGGAGGAUGAAAGGUUAAAAGAAAAAGGGGAAGAUCAGAAAAAUCAGAGUGAAGAUUUAUCUGAGGAACCAGAGACAGAACAAGGAACAAAGUACGAUGAAGUGCAGCCAAGUGUGACAACAGAAGACAGAAACGAGACCCAAGAGGAUAAAGGUAAAGAAGCAGGAGGAUCUUUAAACAAACUUAUAAUACUGAACCCCCCUCAUCUCAACUCUGUAGAGGAGCAGCAAGGACAAGAGGAAAUAGUCACUCCAGGAACUACAGUUACUCCUGGACCUCAGAGUUUUGCUGCCGACCCUAAACCUCCAGAUAGUAAGGAAACAAAGAGUGAAAAGGCAACAGGGAAAGAGCAGCAAGAGUUAAGACAGACCCGGUCUACUCCUAAAGUGAUGUCUGCUGUAGCACGUUUCCAGUCUGAGGGAUCCAGCCACAGCUUCCAGAUAAAGUCCAGGAUAACAUCUCUGUCCGAACCUGGAAGACCUGGGAACGUGCUUCGAAGCAGAGAGAACGCACAAAUGACAAGUGACUCAGAUCUAUCUGAAACAAACUGCCCUGAGGCAACUAAGGAGGAGGAAGACCGCCCCCUGAUCAAAGUGUCUGAACUGAAGAAGAGAUUCGAAGCUUAAAGGAUGAAGCUGACUCCAGCUUCUGAUACAGUUAACAGAUCCCAUCAAAAGACAAAAGCAAGUCUCGCCAUUUCCUCUGCCCGUCUGUGUCAUCCCAUUUGUUGCAACUGAAAAUGGAAUUACUAAAAGGGUUACUUUCACUUUUUAAUAAGGGCUCAGAAGUUCCCUAAAUGAGGCUCAUAUCCUGGCAAUUGCUACAAAACUGGAAUAAUCAUCACAGAUUUGUCAGUAACAAACUACAGUGUACAUCUGUGGUAGAGGACAACCCGGAUGUAAUAUUUACACAAUUUUGUCUUUUUAAUGGAAUUUCCUGAUGGUACCUGAUAAAAUGAACAUUUGCACUUAGAAUUAAGAUGAAAAGGCAGCGUGGCUGAAAUAAACGUAGAAAUUCUGUGCCACUCAACACAUGUUCUUCCUUUUACUUUUUACCCGCUGAUCGCUCAGUCUGAAAGCACUUACAAAUGUGUACGAAAACUGACACAUUCUGAACAUAAUUCAAUUUGUUCAAUAAUUGUUCGCAUAGAAUCUGAAUAAAUAACUUUAAUAAAACUAAAUAUUUUGAACAUUUGAAUUCCUUUCUCAAAUUCCAGUCAAGAUGGAUCUAAUUCAAAAAACAAGACACAGAAGAAGCAGCAGUUCUUCAUGUGCACUCAUUUAUUAUUAUUUACAAAACACACUGUGUACCAUACACACAGAGAUUUGAGGUUGUCUACCAAACUGAGCUUCUCAGAACUUGCUGUCACAGUCAGUGUUUUUAAUCAAUACUCUUCAUGAAUGGCAAAAGUGUAAAACUAUAUUUUAUGCAUAAAUAUACUAAAUACAGAGAAAUACAAAAAUGUACUAAUCUGCAUACACAUACAAAAAAACAAACAAA